Pelagomonas calceolata is the source of this 735-nucleotide messenger RNA. The record is from the annotation of a GenBank genome assembly. Lineage: Eukaryota; Pelagophyceae; Pelagomonadales; Pelagomonadaceae.
CAAGCGCAGCGACGCGGUAUCGCUAGCGGGCCGCCUAGGAUGAGGUGCUCCCUCCUCGCCGCGCUCGCGGCCGCCGCCGCAUUACAACCGACGCCGCCGCCGCGCCGCCCCCGCGUUAUACUACAAACGAGCAAGAAGCACAGUGGAACGCGACAAAGGCCCAAGGGAGCAGGGCGAGUGCGGCAAGGCGGGAAGCGCGGCGAUUUAUUAAAGGGUAUAUACGACGCGCCGGCGAUCACGAAGGAGCGCCCGUCCGUGAGUGAGGACCCGCUGCUGCCCUUCGUCGAAGCUUUGGCGCGAGCCGCGGACCAGAGAAAAGGUAGGUCGAUUGCUGCCUUCCACGUCGCACCCCUCACAGAUGUAGCAUCGUUUGUAAUAGCGGCCUGCGGUCGAAGCAGGCCGCAGUGCGACGCCGUCGCGGCGGCCGUCGUCGACGACGCGAAGGAGCUCUUCGAUCGCACGCCCAAUCACGUCGAGGGCGGGGCCGAUGGAGGGUGGACCUGCAUCGACUUCGGCGACGUCAUCGUCAACGUCAUGACGCCGGCGUCCCGCGAGUUCUACAACAUCGACGAGAUCUGGAAGAACGCCGAACAAGUGGAUUUGAGCGAGGUCGUCUCGCCCGAGGGGCCCGACGACUUGCUGGACGACGAGGACCUCUUCGACGAAGAAGACGACCUCGAGGACUUCUGGGACGCGCCGAACGCGCCCGACGCCUGGUAAUACAUUGUGUAUAGU